Messenger RNA from Peniophora sp. CBMAI 1063, 4404 nucleotides. NCBI's taxonomy places the organism in Eukaryota, Fungi, Basidiomycota, Agaricomycetes, Russulales, Peniophoraceae. The record is from the annotation of a GenBank genome assembly.
AUGUUCAAGCGCAAGGCUUUUGUUGAGCUAGUCCGGCGCGUACGGCCAAGGCGUGGAGGCUCGGAGGGUGAAAAUGACGCGGGUUCGUCGUCGGUUGCGUCGCCGAGUACUAGGAAGCAGCCCGUGGUCGAGCUUGCCGGGGGAUCUCGCCGCUCUGGCUUAAACUCCAUGCGAUUCGAGGUCGCGUCUGCGGCAGGUGACUCGGCCGAAGACGAAGAUGAGGCCGCGCCCGCCUCGGACGCCGAAAUGCUCGAUUCUGGCGCUGAGCAGGACACGCAAGUCGUCGAGGAGUCCGACGAGGAAGUUGCUUCUAGUCUGCCUCUAUCUGCGCGUCAUCCUACGCCUGGACCGUCCAGUUCUCGCAGUCUGUCCCGUCGGCGAAGCUCUAUCCCGUUCGUGUCGGUGCCGUCUCGUCGGAGCUCAUUACGGACUCGACAGCCUACGGAGGAUUAUGUUGACGAUGAUGUACUAGCAUUUAUCUCCUCUGAGUGCAUGCAUGUUCUUAAGAACGUAACGCAGGUUGUGAUGAACGACAACUCAGCCGUAAUGAGCCGAAGCACAGGAUUGUUGACCCCUCGCAUAACGAAGACGCCGAGCUCUUCAGUUUGCCCUCCGACAAACGAGGACGAAGAUGAAGAACCGCCUGCGCAGUACGAAGCUCCCGACGACGAGAUCGUGGAGUCGGAGGAGCUGGUCAACAUGCUCAAAGAGUUCAAAGAAGACGCCUCCGAAUCUGACGAGGAGUCGGACGACGAUGACGAUGACGACCCGGACGACCGCCCUGUUCGAUUCCUCGACGACUUUGCGCUCUACGACUCCUCAACGCUCGGCAUGGAAGAUUUCUGGCGCCUGGCACUUGAGUCUCAGGAUGAUGCGUUGGCGGGACGGGGAAUCGUUGCAUCGGGUAUCGUCAGUCCUCGACCGCGCGUGGACGAUGAUGGCGAGGAGAUUGAGACGGGCUUUGACUCUGACGAGGCUCCGCGUGUACGGCUUACCGGUAUCUUGGAAAUCGACUAUCUAUGGUGGUACAAAGAUACAGAAACGCUGGACACCGAUAUAUGGAUCCGCACGAACCACGCGUGGUACCUCCUCCGUUCGCCUUGUGAAGCGUACCGGCCCUUCAUGCAAUCAUUCGCUCUCGCGCACGGUAUCGUCUACGAGUUGGCCGAAUACGCUCUAAAACAUACUCGCGCGUGGAUGUCGGCGUUUCUCGACGAAGUCGACAGAGUGCAUGGGGAGCACGAGACUUAUUUAACAAGAAAGCAGUGCGAGGAUGCGUUCAAGGAUGUACGCGUUCUGCACAUGAUCGACAAUCUACGAUCGGACGCCCCGCCGAUCCGCAAGACGACCAUAUUCCGCCGCCUCGAAACGGCUCCCGCCCCUACUGGCAGCGCACCGCCCUCACGCGCCAUAUCAACCUAUUCAGGCGCAGCAACAGACUACACAGGCGACGAAGACGAGUCCACCUCCCUCUCCGCCUCCACCUCAAAACGCCCUCGCGUCCGGCGCAAAUCCUCCUCCCGCAACCCCGAACGCGCGAUCCUCGACGAGGACAAGGACAAGAAGACGGUGCUUAUGCCGAUCAUAGCCGCAACGGCGCAGACGAUGCGGCAUCUGAAGUUUAAGAGUGUGAAGGCGGUCAGGGAGAGGCAGGCGGAGGUGUUGAAGAAGCAGGGGAAGAAGACGAGGGUGCAUGAGUUCGAUCCGGAGAGGAUCGUUUGGGGACGGAGGAUCAUGAGGGACGACGAGGGUGUGGGAGUUUAUGAGUGGGUGGAUAUUGAUGGGGUUAGGUAUAAGCCCGGUGAUUUUGUUAUGGUUCAGCCUGGAGAGGACGGGAAGGCGACUCGCGCCAAGGCCGGCGAGACGGUGCAUACGACGAACGCUCUAGGCCAUACGAACUGGUUCGCGCGCAUAGUCUACCUCCACGACGGUGGCAACAAAAAGGGCUUCAAGUUCCAUGCGCAAUGGCUCACACAUUCCUCCAAGACGAUGCUCCAAGAGUUUUCGCACCCCAACGAGCUCUUGUGGCUGAAGGAAUGCGAAGACUUGGUGCUUGCCUCGAUCAUCCAGAAGAUCGACGUGAAGGUGUUACCGGUUAAAGGCGCUGUGGGAGAGGAGUCGAGCGUGGGUCAUCUACCCGACGAUCAUUUCUUUCACCGGCAUCUAUACUACGACGAGGAUCUGGUAGCAUGGGCCGAUCUCCCAUCCGGCAUCGCCACAAAAGCGCUCGAGACAUGCGACCCGCAUAAGCAGUGCAUCCCCUGCGGUCUCCACGAGCUCGACGACCAGCACGAAGCCCUCACCGUACUCGACGACGACUCAGCGUUCGAGACUGGCGGCGUGCAGUACCACCGUCUGGAGUGCGUGUACCUGUACAACGAGAAGGACCCGAACGACGCAUUCCAGCUUGCGCAGGUGCUCGAGUGGAGGUGGAAAGAUCCGCCGAAGUCGAAGAGCAAGAAGAAGAAGGGACCGGUUUUUACGCUUACGGUCAAGUACUUCUGUCGGCACGAUGAUGUGGUUGCUAAGGAGCGGCGGGCGGGGAAGGAGGCGGAUGAUUGGAGUACAGAUGAGCGACACAUCUUCCUGACAGGCCGCGAAGAAGAAGUCAACGCCGACCGCGUCGCAGGCAAGUUCUUCGUCCGCCGCCGCGAACCCCAGAACAGAGACUGGCUCAUCGAUAACCCCGACGUCUUCUACUGCACGCACACGACGGAUCUCAACGGUAAAGACGUGCAGUCGUCUGAUGAGCUCGAGGAGCUGUUGCCGCGCGUCAAGUUUGAGAGGUGUGAGGGGUGCUUUGAUGGGAUGAUGCAGCGCAAUAAGAAGUUGAGGUCGUUGCCGGCUUUGAAGGGCGUUGAGAUCUUUGCUGGCGCGGGUGGAUUCUCUGAGGGGAUGAAAAGGAUGGUCGAUACAACCCAUUUCAUUGAAUACUCGCCGAGCUGCGCGAAGACGCUUCAAGCCAAUCACCCCGAUGCUGUCGUGUACAACUACGACUGCAACGUCGUCCUGCAGCGGGAGAUCGACGUCUCGGAGGGAAAAGAAAGCGAGCCGCUGUAUGGCCCUGACGGAUCAGAGCUUCCCAUGCUUCCCGAGCCCGGUGACGUGGACAUUAUCUAUGGCGGACCGCCCUGUCAGUCGUUCUCCAAAGCCAACCAUAGCAAGAAAGCCGACGACCCUCGGUCAAUGCUGGCUCUCGUCCUCUUGUCUUACGUUGAAAGGCUCCAACCAACCUACGUGAUCAUCGAGAACGUCGUCGGAUUCGCUGAGCACAAAGCAGAGCUCGAAGACGGACGCAUCGUCGACAACGCGAUGCUCAAAGUCGUACCGCGCUGCGCGCUAGCGCUCGGAUAUCAAGUCCAUGUCAGGGUACUGCAAGCGGCACAAUACGGUGUCGCACAGGGACGUCGACGCGUUAUUAUCAUCAUGGCGAAGCGCGGUGUGCCGCUGCCUCAGCAUCCUCUGCAGACUCAUGUACAUGAGCCGCCUCAACGGGUGAAGUUACCGACUGGCGUAGCGCUACGCGGGGUUUCUCGGCUGGCACACGGUUACUUGACCGAGGCUUCGCGGGCGGCGUACUGCGACAAGGCGCCGUCUGCCGCCCCGCACCGGAAGGUGACUGUUGAACAGGCAGUCGGCGAUCUGCCUGAAUUUCAUUGGCGGCGUCCGGGAUACGAGCUGAAGAUCACCAGCGCUCAGCGACAGGAAGAGGCGAACUUGCGCGCCCGAGGUAUCCCCGUCAUCGAUGCCAUCACGCCUGGGAACGGUCUGCCUGUGGUCGUUGGGUUCACCGAGUCCGCUCCGUACGGCGACAUCCCGAGGUCCUUGUAUCAGCGUAGUCUGCGCUCGGAGGCUCCGCUCGCGGACGACGACGACGGCUCGACGGCAGACACUGAACCCUUGGUGUCGAUGCAUUACACGAAGUCCUUUAGCGCGGCCACUAUCGAGCGCGUUACUGCCAUUCCCAUGGUUGCCGAGGCUAAUUGGAAAGAUCUUCCGAGCAACUUGCCGCUCAAGAUCGGCGAGAAAGCUAGAGAGCGCAAUGCGAAACCUUCCAAGGGAACCCUGCGCCGGCUGCCUGCAGACGGCGUGUUUGCGACUUCGAUGACUAAUUCGUAUCCUCUCUCCAAGACAGGCGCGGCGUUGCACUACAAUCAACGCCGCAUCAUCACCGUCCGCGAAUAUGCGCGCGCUCAGGGUUUCCCUGACGCCUAUCAACUCUGUUCCGUCAAUGAGCGCCCGGUCACCAUCGUAGCAGACCAACAGCGCCAGGUCGGCAAUGCAGUGCCGGUUCCUCUCGCGCGCGCUAUCGGCGAACAAGCUCUGAGACCCGCCGUCCUUGCUUGGCACGAGCAGCAGGCUCGCGAAGAGCGAGAUGAAGACGAUGGUACACCCGAAAUUUAG